GCCCCCCGAUCCCAUAGGGACCCCCUCCCCCACGGAGCCCCCCGUGCCCCAUAGGCCCCCCGACCCCAUAGGGCCCCGCUGUCGCGCAGGGCUGGCGUUCCCGGAGUGGGCCUACAAGGCGGAGUCGAGCCCCGGCUCGCGGCAGAUCCAGCUGUGGCACUUCAUCCUGGAGCUGCUGCGCCAGGAGCGCUACCGGCACGUCAUCGCCUGGCAGGGCGACUACGGGGAGUUCGUCAUCAAAGACCCCGACGAGGUGGCGCGGCUGUGGGGCGCCAGGAAGUGCAAACCCCACAUGAACUACGAUAAGCUCAGCCGGGCGCUGCGGUACUACUACAACAAGCGCAUCCUGCACAAGACGAAGGGGAAGCGCUUCACCUACAAGUUCAACUUCAGCAAGGUGCUGCUGCUCAGCUGCCCGCUGCUCGACGUCGCCCCCCCGCUGCUCCUCGCCCCCGCGCCCGACUGCGCCGCGCACGAGGCGCUGCAGACGCUGCUGAUUGGUCCCCGCCCUGCCGAAGCCCCGCCCCGCCCCGCCCUCUUCGAAUCCGGAGUGGAGAAAGCGCGCCUGGAGGCGGUGCUUGGGGCAGCUCUGCCCCCAUUGGCCAAGCCGCCGCCGCUGUUGGGUCCAUUCGGCCGCGCGCUGCCCGACUUCCCCUGGGGGUGGGCGGGGCCUUGCUUGGCCCCGCCCCCGGCGCUGACCACGCCCCACCCGGCGUUGGCCCCGCCCAUCCCGGCUCUGGCCACGCCCCUGGUGGGCGGAGCGACGGAGGGGGCGGGGUCUGGGGAUGCGGUGGGGGGAGGGGGAGGGGGAGGAGGGGAGGGGGGAGGGGCGAGGAGCUGA
Gallus gallus (chicken) is the source of this 841-nucleotide messenger RNA. Its product is annotated as ETS translocation variant 3-like protein. The record is from RefSeq and is a predicted model, not a curated record. The transcript is spliced from 4 exons. Gene Ontology annotation, cellular component: nucleus. Gene Ontology annotation, biological process: regulation of transcription by RNA polymerase II; cell differentiation. The annotation marks the transcript as partial. NCBI's taxonomy places the organism in Eukaryota, Metazoa, Chordata, Aves, Galliformes, Phasianidae. Gene Ontology annotation, molecular function: DNA-binding transcription factor activity, RNA polymerase II-specific; sequence-specific DNA binding.